AUCACGCCUUAGGACAAACUCUUCCGAAAAAGGAAAACACAGCGCCAGUAAAGACUGCACGGUCGUGCUGCAUUCGCAUUUUUCUUAUACAUAACAGUUGCACAGAGAGCAAAUACUGGUGUUUAUUUUACUGGGUUAUCUACAACUUUAGACACUGCUGUACACAAGCAAAAAAUAACACGCAACAAUUAAUUUCUUCAAUACAACAGCGAAGAUUGUCAAUCUGAAAUAGGUGCCUUUGGGGCUGCAUUUAAAACAUGACUGCCCAAGAAACGGUGAAUAUGGUAGAUGUGCUAGACAGCGUUGCUGAUGCGAUAUCCUGCCUAGCAACAUUUGCCAAUAGUUCUGCUAUUGAUACAGCAGGUAAGGAGGUCCAUCUCGAGACCGGAAUAAAGGCCAUCAACGAAGCCAUCACCCAUUUGGUUGAAGAAGCUCGGAAGACAAUCACAUCAUGGAAAAGACUGGGCUUUGAAUAUAUAUCUGAUGACAUGAACAAAUGCUGUGAUGAACUUGUAAACAAUUUCGAGAACAGCAUCAACUUGCUGAAAGCUAUUCUGAAGUGUCCAGAUCCCUACGAAACCAAAAAAGAUUUUUUUGAGUCUGAAAAGAGCGUCAUAAGAAGUGUGAUUAACCUACUGCGCUUCAACGACUUGUACGAGGUGGCAUCUAUGCUGAGAACGAUCAAGGUCGUGAAAUUUAUGCUAGGUGUCAGAAAGGAAUUAGAAACGUUUGUGGUCAAGGACUUUAUUGUUGCAACGACGUAUUUGUCUAGACAGCUGAUCGCCCGCACACUGCGAUGCCAUGACUCGAACGUGCGAAAUGCGUUGACCAGCUGCGCUGAAAAUGUGACCAAAUACGCUGAAUCUUUCGAGAAAUGCUAUGAGGAAUUCUCUUUGUACAAAUCCGAUCAGAAUUAUGUGAAUGCGUACGAUUCGGUGUCUAAAAAGCUGGAACAUUGGAUUGAGGUCGCUACGAAGCAGACGCGAUUGUCGUUGUUGUCGCCGUUUGAUUUGUCCUCUCUCGAGAUGAACCCUAUCAUAGGUAAGGAUGUUAUCGAUAUGGACGAUAAUAUAGAAUCUCAGUUAAGUAAUUUAGUUGUAUCAUAUAACCACCCGGUUAUCGAGCUGGGACGCGAUAUUUGGUCCGUUCAGCACGGUCAAGAGGUACAGGAGGUGAAAAGCGAUGAUACAGGUGAUCGAAUUAGGACAAGCGGAAGUUUCUCUGACCCGUCUACAGACCAAUCUAAGGAAGAAGAGGGCUACGAUGCUGACUAUCUGAAUUCGCUGGAAGGUAUCACCGAUAUUUCCAAAGAUGAAGAUCUAGAUAUGAGCGGAUUGUUAGACAGAAUCCUAGACUCUAUCAACAAGAUUGGAGAAAUCGGUGAAGGUGAUACCGAUAACUUAUCUGACGAGGAUUAUAGAAAGAAACAGAAACGUCUCGAAGAUUUGCUAUCCCAAAUCAAGAGAGAUUUUGAUUCAAUCGGUUCUGAUUUACCUGAUAAGCUAGCUUCUGCCGAUCUGGGGGGGAAAGAUUGGAUGAAAACGGAGCUUGAUGAAAUUAUGAGCGAUGCAAAAAAGAAUAUUUUGUCUUUGAAGAAAAGAUCAAUCUCUAAAUCAAAUAAUGAUGCGGCAAAGUCUAUCCCUGAUCUGACGAAUAAAUUGAGAGAUGGCUUUAAGAAGAUGAUAGAACUAUUGAACCCGUACAACACCGAGCAGUUCUUAGAUAAUGGAAAGGAUCUAGAUUCACUGUUAGACAGGCUAGAUCGAAGUCUGAUGCUGCUGCAAUCGGAGCCCUCUUCUAUGCUUACAGCGCGUCAGAACUACUCGGACAUAGAACGUCGAGCUUGGUUUCAAAUUGUAUGUGCCAAGAAGCAGGCCGGCGAUAACGGUCGUGCCAAUCAGCUAUUAGGGAAAGCUUCUGAGUUACAGCGAGGAAUACAAGAACUGACAAAGGCGAUGAAAUCUCUCGACGAAGGAGGUGCGGCAAAGAAAGACGAGCGUAUUCAGGCGGUAAGGGAUGCCAUUGAUUUGUUGAAGCGGGCGAACAUGGAUUUGUUUGAUCAUUCUGCCAUGAAUCCUAGAGUUGAAUUAGCAGAUUUGUGUGAGAGACAAGAGAAGCUAUUAGAUCUCUUACGAGAUGGAGUCAUGGCCAAUGACAAGAAAGGUCAUGCUAAGAAUUUGAAUAGUUUGAAAUCGAUUGCGGACUCUAAGAUACAUCUCAUCAAUAUUUUAGCUAGAAAAGAAAGGAAAGGCAACAAUUUGUACAAAGAAUUAACUGAUAUUGCUUCUGAGCUGUCAAAACGUAUUAAUGGUGAACUUAUUCCCGCACUGUCGUCUAAAUUUACAAACCGUGAUGCGAGCGAUUCGCGCAAUCUACCGGCGUACAAGCAACUUCGGGAGGUGGACAAGCGGCUAUUGAAGGCAGCUUCAGACGCUUCGCUCGAAAGCAAAAUGAUCAAAAAUUUGACAGGAAUGACUGAAUGCAUGCAGAACUUGUCUAAGGCGCAACGCGCCGGCGACAAGAAGGCCAUAAAUUCAUGUAUCGAGCAGUUGAAAGCCUACCUCGAUGAGUUCAAGCAGCUGAGAGAAGAGAUCCGAGGAGAUCCGUACCAGUCCGAGCUGUCAAAAAAGCUGUACCAAGAUAAUCGAGUUAUAGAACUGUGUAAUCAAAUUGUGUCUGAGAAAGGAAAACACAAGCACACAGGUGACGAGCUUUGCAAAGUGGCGAACGAGAUGAUGCCGUUGUUAGAUGAGCUGCGAAGCGAGCGUUAUAAGCAUUUCAGCCAGAAAAAAGCGUUAGAGAAGGCACGAGCCAAGAAGCCCGAUGUCAGGGGAAGAAUAACUGCUAAACAGACGCCUCAAGAAACUUUGGAGACAUGUUCUUAUUUGAUGGAGAUUUAUCCAUCUGAUUCGCCUAUGUUCCGAUCUGUUCAGUCAUCGAAAGAGGCGUUGGAGGUUUUGAUAUCGAGCAUUGGUGCUGUGCAAGGAUCCAAUCCCAACAGUCUAUUUUCGAUCAUGCAGAACGUGUCGAAGGCGUCGACCACUUAUAUGUCGAAAAUACGAGAGUACAUAGAAGAGUUUCCGCCCUUCAUGCGGCAAGAUUUGCUUGAUAAUCUCGGGGAUAUGCGAGAUAACAUGGUCCAACUGAAAAUUUUGGCUGCAGUGGGAUCUUGUUCUAGCGAGGAAGAUAUCAGUGACACGUCAAAAGCGUCGAUUGGUCUUUGUCUUCAGAAGAUGUGUGCGAGGAUUCAGGAUGUUUUGAGGAAUAUUCAAAUCACGAAUAUUAAGCUUAAGAACAUUCCCGAGUGAGGUGACACAUGAGCACACGGGGCUUUGGCUCGGAGUCUCAGGGCUUGGAAAAGUUGCACAUUGGCGCACGAUUGCGUGCGAUGCAGCGCAGUGAAAAACCGCUAUACAAGAGGGCGUAGAGAUGAAAAUAAAUAAAAAUAGAUUACGUUUUUA
Schistocerca gregaria is the source of this 3461-nucleotide messenger RNA. RefSeq lists its product as uncharacterized. The record is from RefSeq and is a predicted model, not a curated record. Gene Ontology annotation, biological process: cell adhesion. Gene Ontology annotation, molecular function: actin filament binding. NCBI's taxonomy places the organism in Eukaryota, Metazoa, Arthropoda, Insecta, Orthoptera, Acrididae. The coding region runs from base 258 to 3308 and encodes 1016 amino acids. The transcript is spliced from 2 exons.